Molecule: messenger RNA, 1260 nt
Organism: Lactuca sativa (garden lettuce)
Lineage: Eukaryota; Viridiplantae; Streptophyta; Magnoliopsida; Asterales; Asteraceae
Source: RefSeq, a predicted model, not a curated record
AUGAUUGACAAUGAAAAUUUUUCUAUAAUCUCUCAAGCUGCUGUUGUGACUAAUGUGAUGAAUAUAGACAAUGAAAUUGAGUUAAAUGAAAUAUUGGAAGAUGAAAUUGGAGAUAAAGAUGAUGAGGAAGCAUCUUUUGAUAAUAAUGUUGAAGUGCCUUCAACUUUUACUAAUAUGGAAGGAACAAAUUUGACUAUUGAUGACAAUUGGAUUGUGACACAAUCAACGAGUAAUAAUGAUUUUACACAAGAGUUGGGAAAAGAUUCUUUCAAGGAUAAAGAGGAACUUGUUAGAGCAAUCAAAAUACAUAGCAUUAGGACACAUAGACAAUUUGAGGUCAUUGAGUCACGCCCAACUAUUUGGACUCUAAGAUGCAAGUUGUACUUACAAUCUGGUUGCAAAUGGAGACUUCAUGCAAGUAAACGUAAACGUAGUGGUUAUUUUGAAAUCACAUCAUAUACUGGUCCACAUACUUGUUUACACUAUAAGCUUUCUCAAGACCAUCCGAACCUAGAUGCAAGCUUGAUUGCUAUGGAAACUAGACACCUUAUAAAAGAGCAACCUUCUAUCAGCAUUCCGACUUUGAGAGCUGAAAUAGUUGAAACAUUGGGCUAUACUCCUUCAUAUAAGAAGCUUUGGGUUGGGAAGCAAAAAGCAAUUGAACAUGUGUUUGGAAACUGGGAAGACUCUUAUGUCGCUUUACCAAAAUAUCUAGGCGCACUUCAAAAGUUCAAUCCAGGAACUAUAGUUGAAUGGUGUGUUUCAAGAUCGACUGAUGUGAAUGAAGUUGAAUUUAGGCGUGUUUUUUGGGCUUUUGCUCCCUCUAUCAAAGGGUUUCACUAUUGUCGACCGGUGAUUAGCAUUGAUGGUACACACUUGUAUGGAAAAUACAAGGGUAAGAUGUUGAUUGCAAUGGGAGUUGAUGGUAAUAAUCAAAUUUUGCCACUUGCAUUUGCUAUUGUAGAAAAUGAAUCUUAUGAUACUUGGGAUUGGUUUCUUUCUCAUGUUAAGAAUCAUGUGGUAAAAGACCGUGAAGGCAUAUGUCUAAUAUCUGAUCGUCAUGGUGGAAUUCUUAAGGCUGUCAAUGAGCAUGGAUCUCCAUGGUAUUGUUUACGACAUUUCAUCAGCAACUUUUAUGACAAGUUUCGUAAUUCAGAAUUGAAAGCUUUAGCUUAUCGUGCCGGGAGUCAGAAUCAAAUUCGAAAGUUUAACUCCAUCAUGGAAGAAAUUGGGAAGUUAAAUCCACGUGCUCGAGAAUGA